This is a messenger RNA of Hippoglossus stenolepis (Pacific halibut), 1100 nucleotides long. Its product is annotated as V-type proton ATPase subunit E 1. The record is from RefSeq and is a predicted model, not a curated record. Gene Ontology annotation, biological process: proton transmembrane transport. Gene Ontology annotation, cellular component: proton-transporting two-sector ATPase complex, catalytic domain. The transcript has 5 exons. Bases 1 to 357 code for a protein of 118 amino acids. Gene Ontology annotation, molecular function: proton-transporting ATPase activity, rotational mechanism. Lineage: Eukaryota; Metazoa; Chordata; Actinopteri; Pleuronectiformes; Pleuronectidae.
AUGUUCAGAGGAGUGAAACUGUUUUAUAAUCUCUUACACCAGGGAUUCUAUCAGCUUCUGGAGCCCAAGGUGACGAUUCGCUGCCGCAAACAGGACGUGCAGCUGGUACAGGCGUCCAUCCAGAGGAACAUUCCCAUCUAUAAAGCAGGCGUGAAGAGCAACCUGGAGACCCGCAUCGACCAGGACAACUUCCUCUCCCCAGACAUCUCUGGAGGGAUUGAGAUCUAUAACAGCAACGGGAAGAUCAAGGUGGCCAACACUCUGGAGAGCAGACUGGACCUCAUGGCUCAGCAGAUGAUGCCUGAAGUCCGAGUGGCUCUGUUUGGCGCCAACCCAAACCGCAAGUUCCUGGACUGAGUCGCUGUAUCAGAGGAAAACAAAAAUCCCCCUUUUUAUUUCUUAUGUUGUCAAAUGAAAGACGUCAUUCCUCGUGUCUGCGAAGCGACGGAAUCUCCGACGAAGAAGAGACGCGUUGUUGUUGUGUGAUGUGUUGCUGUAUUUUUCUGUGCAUUAAGGGACGAGAUAAACACUGCAACUUAAAAUUACAGAUGUGCAUCAUCAUCCUCCUCCUCCUCAUCCUCGAAGGUACUGCACAGCUGUGAUGGUUUACUCCCCCCUCCGAGGGUCUCGGUUUACACUGAUGAGUCGGGGAUGGCUGGAUGUUUUAACAGGUCGCCCUCUAAUUGAAUCAGGCUUCAUGACACGCACACGUCAUCUGUGUGUCAGCUCUCCCUCUGUCAUUAACCUCUCCCCCACAUUACAAGCUGCAUGGGGCAUUGUGUUGCUAAUGGGUGUCUGCUCCAACCAAUCACAGAGGCAAAAAAAAUGGCGUCCGUGAGACAAACCCCCAAGACCGUGCUUGACCUUCCGCAGUUAAUUUAUUGCCGUUGCAUCGACUUGUCUGUUAUUCUUCCGUCAUGAGUUCAAGAGUGGGUGCUAUCAUUCCAGAGCGGGCACUGUAUGUAUAUGAGGUUUCCAGAGUAAAUUAUACGUAUGUGUGGUUGUUGUUUUAUCGUUUGUUUUUUUGGAUUGUGUCUCAAACUGAAAAUGUUAAAUUGUGGAAAAUGUAAAACAUAAUAAAAUAUAAAUCAUUAGUACCA